This is a messenger RNA of Sinocyclocheilus anshuiensis, 967 nucleotides long. RefSeq names its product endophilin-A1-like. NCBI's taxonomy places the organism in Eukaryota, Metazoa, Chordata, Actinopteri, Cypriniformes, Cyprinidae. Gene Ontology annotation, cellular component: glutamatergic synapse; presynapse; cytoplasm. Gene Ontology annotation, biological process: synaptic vesicle uncoating. Bases 109 to 420 code for a protein of 103 amino acids. Gene Ontology annotation, molecular function: protein binding. The record is from RefSeq and is a predicted model, not a curated record. The transcript is spliced from 3 exons.
CAGGUGAGUCAGCUGUCGGCUCUGGUUCAGGCUCAGGUGGAGUAUCAUCAGCAGGCUGCUGAGAUCCUGCAGCAGCUCUCCAGCAAGAUAGAAGACAGGAUAAAGGAGAUGUCCAACAAACCCCGGAAGGAGUACAUCCCCAAACCCCGCAUGGAGCUUCAACUGCCCAGUGAGAAUCACGACGGAGGAAUAAACUCUGCAAAAUCUCCUGCACGCUCACCAGCUCCGUUGGAUCAGCCGUGCUGUCGCGCGCUGUACGACUUCAAGCCGGAGAACGAGGGCGAGCUCGGCUUCAAGGAGGGAGACAUCAUCACUCUGACCAAUCUGAUCGACGACAACUGGUACGAGGGCAUGAUCCACGGCCAAUCAGGGUUCUUCCCCAUCAACUAUGUGGACAUACUAGUGCCUCUGCCUCACUAGGCUCCGCCCACCCCCGCUGUUGCCUAGCAACCCAACAGCUGCCUUUAUCGUGCAUCUGUGCUACAGCUUCACUUCCUGUUCCUGUCGAUCAGUGACUCGGAGGAUUAUGAUGAUGUUGAGGAGGAUUAUAGACAUUACGGAGUCCCGUCUGAGUGGAGAAACAGUUCAAGUGCUCAGUGUGUGUGAGUGUUUGCGAUCCUGGACUCUUCGUUUAUAUUGUUUUUCUUGUGUUUCAGAUGAUUUAUUUGUACUUGAUUGACGUAAGGGAACGAGCGCUUCACUCUUCUGAUAAACCUCACUUAGUCCAGCUCUAUCCCAGCAUGCUUAUAGGAAAGUUCUGGAUCUCCAGAUGUGUGUUUGAUUGCGCCGCUGCUCUCUCUUCGUCACACACGUUAAAUCUUUUUCUCCUUGCUAAGCAGCGAACAACAAGAUGCUGUUGUGAUUGGUUAAUUUUAUUGCUUGCUGAUGCAUUUUGGCUUUGGCUCAGAACAGAAAUGUUGCUCCUGUGCUGCAAAAGUGUUUUUUUCCUCAGUAUUUUUGUAUUGUU